CUCUGGUAAGUGGUAAUGGACUCUGCAACUUUGGGGAUGAUAGGUUCUUCGUCCUACUUCUCCAGAUUUCCCAACCACAAAUCGUCUCCUUCCAGGACUUUCGGGCACUUACAGGACAGGAUAUCGUUCCGGAGGUCCCUGAGGCUCAAAGUUAAAUGCGUCAACAACCCCAAUCCCAUUUCUUCUUCUUCUUCCUCGUCGUCGUCGUCGUCGUCGUCGUCGUCGUCAUCUCUUCUCAAGUCCAAUACCAAUACUCAAAACCCUAGCUCCUCCGCCUCCUUCUCUGAUGUGACCGAGGCUUCAUUGGGAACCUCUGAACUUGCCAUCUGCAAGCUUCAACGUCUUGUUUUCGAGUUUCAAUCUCUACCCGAGCCCAUUGAUCGUGUCAAACGCCUCUUACAUUACGCGACGCUUCUCUCUCCGUUUCACGAGUCGCGGCGUGUACCGACCAAUCGAGUUAUGGGAUGCACCGCCCAGGUGUGGUUAGACGCCAGCUUGGAUGAGUAUGGCAGGAUGAGGUUCUCUGCCGAUAGUGAUUCAGAGAUUACCAAAGGCUUCUGCUCCUGCUUGGUUUGGAUUCUUGAUGGGGCAUUCCCGGAGGAUGUACUGGGUCUGAAGACGGAGGAUUUGGCUUCCCUCAAUGUUGGGUUGCCUGGUCGUGCUCAUUCAAGGGUGAAUACGUGGCAUAACGUUUUGAUCAGCAUGCAGAAGCGGACCAAAGCUCUUGUUGCCGAGAAGGAGGGUAAGCUUCCUUUGGAUCCUUUCCCAUCUCUGGUUAUCACCCCGGACGGUAUCCGGGCUAAAGGAAGCUAUGCUGAAGCUCAGGUGAGGUUUUUGUUCCCUGAUGAGUUAAAGAUUAAAGAACUCGUCAAUGUGCUAAAGGAGAAGAAAAUUGGUGUGGUUGCACAUUUUUACAUGGACCCAGAGGUCCAAGGAGUCUUGACUGCUGCACAGAGGCAGUGGCCUCACAUCCAUAUAUCUGAUUCAUUGGUUAUGGCAGAUAUGGCUGUUAAGAUGGCUGAAGCUGGAUGCCAAUUUAUCACAGUGCUUGGUGUAGACUUCAUGUCAGAAAAUGUGCGUGCAAUCCUUGAUCAGGCUGGCUUUAGAGAGGUUGGUGUGUAUAGAAUGUCAAAUGAUCGCAUCGGUUGCUCUUUGGCUGAUGCUGCAGCUACUCCUGCUUAUAUGAGUUUUCUUAAGCUAGCAUCUAUGGUACCUCCUUCUUUGCAUGUUAUCUACAUUAACACCUCACUGGAGACAAAAGCUCAAGCCCACGAACUUGUGCCAACGAUCACCUGCACUUCUUCAAAUGUUGUGCAAACAAUUCUGCAGGCAUUUGCUCAGAUACCAAAUUUAAAUAUAUGGUAUGGCCCCGAUUCCUACAUGGGUGCAAACAUUGCAGAAUUGUUUCAGCAGAUGGCGAGCAUGACAAAUGAAGAGAUUGCUGAGAUACAUCCAGAACAUGAUAGAAACUCCAUAAGAUCAUUUGUUAACAACCUGCACUAUUACCAGGAUGGGACAUGCAUUGUACAUGACCUAUUUGGACAUGAAAUCGUGGAGAAAAUACAGGAAAUGUACUGUGAUGCAUUCCUAACAGCUCAUUUUGAAGUCCCAGGGGAAAUGUUUUCCCUGGCAAUGGAAGCCAAGAGAAGAGGAAUGGGAGUGGUUGGUUCGACCAAAAAUAUAUUAGAUUUCAUCAAACAAAGGGUCCAAGAGGCUUUGCUAAAAAAUGUUGAUGAAAACCUUCAGUUUGUGUUAGGAACAGAAUCGGGGAUGAUUACUUCAAUUGUUGCAGCUGUAAGUGAACUGUUACGUUCGGUUGAUUCCCCUGGGAGGGCGAAACUCAACAUUGAGAUCAUCUUUCCAGUCUCAACAGACUCGUUGUCAAGAACAUCAAAAGAUCCACCAACAGGCCUUAAUACUGCUGACAUGAAUAACUUGUCUGAUCUCUCGGUUAUUCCUGGGGUGACUAGUGGAGAGGGAUGCUCCAUUCAUGGAGGCUGUGCUUCUUGUCCAUACAUGAAGAUGAAUUCUCUCAGCUCACUAUUAAGAGUAUGCCACCAGCUACCUGAUGAUAAAAAUGCACUUUCAACCUAUGAAGCUGGACGAUUCAAUUCAAGAACCCUGCUUGGAAAAUCAGUUGCAGAUGUUGGAUGUGAGCCAAUUUUGCACAUGAGACACUUCCAGGCAACAAGAAAAUUGCCAGAAAAGCUUGUUCAUCAGAUCAUACCUCCAUCUGAAAAUUGGUAGCCGCCAUCUUAACAGUUCAAAUAAGCUUUCAGAAAACUGAAAGUUUCAGUUUCUGAUGUUUCUACUUCUGAUGCCAUCCCAUGCACGCAAAGACAAGGAGCAUUGGCUGGGUCAUGAAGUUUAGA
Telopea speciosissima is the source of this 2372-nucleotide messenger RNA. Its product is annotated as quinolinate synthase, chloroplastic-like. Bases 16 to 2247 code for a protein of 743 amino acids. The transcript has 7 exons. Lineage: Eukaryota; Viridiplantae; Streptophyta; Magnoliopsida; Proteales; Proteaceae. Gene Ontology annotation, cellular component: chloroplast. Gene Ontology annotation, biological process: 'de novo' NAD+ biosynthetic process from L-aspartate. Gene Ontology annotation, molecular function: quinolinate synthetase A activity; 4 iron, 4 sulfur cluster binding. The record is from RefSeq and is a predicted model, not a curated record.